Molecule: messenger RNA, 2409 nt
Organism: Acanthoscelides obtectus
Lineage: Eukaryota; Metazoa; Arthropoda; Insecta; Coleoptera; Chrysomelidae
Source: the annotation of a GenBank genome assembly
AUGAGUUUAAACCAGUUUUCUAAGGAAUCAGUUAACCAAUCUAAUGGCAAACUUUUAAAACUAAAGAAGGUGGAAAUUAUAAACAGUAAUGAGGAAGAUAUCAAUAAGAAGAAGAAAGGAAAAAUCUGGAGGGUCUUAGAAAAAGUUCAAAGAAAUGAUAAGACAUAUAGAGUAUAUAGAUGUGGGUGGUGUAAAUCUUUUCUUAGCAAAAAUGCAACGCAGUGUAUCAUGUGCCUUACCCACAAGCAAGGCAAGAUACAUUUCAAGUGUGGAAUAGGUGCUCGAAAGCAACAGAUAAAGUCAAGAAACAAAAAACAAAUAGAUAAAGAUGUAAAAGCGGAUAAGUUGUGGAGAAUUUCAUGCGCAUAUAGAUACAAAGAUGACAAAGUGAUAUAUAAAGACAAAUGUGGCUGGUGUCAUUCAUUUUUGGCUAAGGAUGCAAAGCAGUGCCAUGUUUGUCUUAUAAGAAAAGAAAAGCGGGAAAAUGUCACGACUAACAGAAGUUUUCUCAAGAAAAAAUCUGUAUCUAAAACUGCGAAGUCACACUCAACAAGUGACUCAGUAGUCAAAGAUGUCACUAACCCUUAUCAAAAGUCAAGUACAGGAAAGUCAUCAAUGAGACAAGACUCAUCAGCUAAUAUACUAGAGAUCGAUAAUCUAAACAAAGACACUGCAAAGAAAAGUAAACCAAAAUGCAAAUUGCGUAAGUCUGCUGUGAAAAAGGAUUCCCAAAUUAAAGUGUCCUACUAUACAUCAAGAACCGGGAAUAUUAUCAAAAUGUACAAAUGCUCUAAGUGCAGCCGUUUUUUGAAAAAUAACUCCAAAAAAUGCACCAGAUGCUCUGACCUUUUAAGAAGACGCCUCACUCAUCCUAAGAUUUCUUCUGAAAAAUCAAAAAUGAUUGCUGAGGCUAAAAAGAACAAGCUCGUAUUAAAGUCCAUCCAGCCUAUUGGGGAGGAAGGACCAAACGAUGCUAUAUUCAAAUAUGUAGCAAAAUUAUGCAGAAUUUGUAAAAGAAUUGUCAAGAAACCAGAGGAAGAGUAUUGUUAUAAAUGCAGAGAGAAGAGUAGAUAUAAGAAGAUAUUAAAAGCAAUGAAGGCUGAGAAGAGUAAUGAAGAUGAUGCUGGAACAAAUACGAGUGAUGCGGUAGAACAUGGAAGCCCUGCUGAGAACGAAGUUUCUAGGUCUAAUGAGGCAAAGAAGGUAGUGAAGCUAUGCAGUAUUUGUAAGAGAAUAGUCAAAAAACCACAUGAAGAUUACUGUUAUAAAUGCAGGGAAAGGAGCGAAUACAAAGAUAUAUUGCGAGCAUUAAAAGCAAAUAAGGAGUUGCGACAAGCUAACGAUCCGAGUACUAUACAAGCAAAUGACGACAAGUUUGAGUUCGUAAAUGUUGAAGCACCAAGCACUGAAAAUGGCCGAGAGAACGUUCUUGAUGAAAAUAGUCAGAGCUUAGGCUCAUCUGCCAACAGAAAGGGUGAAAAUGAGGUUACAUAUAACGAAUAUGAAGAAGACGAACCUAAUUACAUAUCUUUGAAAGAUAUCGAAUUACUUACUGGACUGCAAGCGAAAGACAAAUGGAAAAACCUACGUUCUGUAUUCGUACGAAACUUAAAACCUGCUGCUAGUGGAUCAUCAACAAAAAAGAAAUACUAUUUGACAGAUUCAAUGCAGUUUGCUCUUCCUUAUAUAAAAUCUGCUGCAAUUCCAUCUGGCAGUUUGCCUAAUCCGAUUAAUCAAGACAAUGAAUCACAAGCAUCUACACCGACCGCAUCACCACCGCCCUCGGCAUCACCACCGCCUUCCGUAUCACCAUCGCCCUCGGCUUCACCACCGCCCCCGACAUCACCUACUGCAUCCUCCAGUCAACACACUGAACGUACUCCAACCCCGCUAUCUGUCUCAACUUGGCGUAGUUCCUCUCAGCGUCAUAAGAAUAGAACGAAUGAGAAUGAUAAACUCUUCAAUGAAUAUUUGAAAACGAAAAUGAGCAAGCCAAAUGUCAAUGACGAGUCGACAAAGAAUAACGCCAACAAGAUGUUUUUGUUAAGUUUGCUGCCAGAAUUAAAUUCUAUGACAUCCACACAAAUAAGAUCAUUCAAACGUCAAGUUAUAGAUGUGAUAGAUAACAUACUGAAUGUACCUACCACUUCAUCUAAGCAAACGCCGGCGCCGGCCUUAGUUCAUAUACCAAAUACUUCAAGUAUAUUAUCUUCGCAGACAUCUCCGUUUGUAGGACCCGAAAUACAACACCCAAGUAAAUCGUCCUCGCAGGUAACAACUGACAUAGAAUUACCAAUAGAAACCAAUAAUGAUAUAAUCGAAUAUACAACCGACGAUGGAGUAAAUGCAGCUACAUAUAUUCAACUACUCCAAAAUACUGUAGGUGAAGUAAAUUAUACUCAGAAUUGA